GCAACAACUAGUCCAUACUGAGUUUUUCGUCCUUUCUCUAUAAAUACCCUUUCAUCUCUAGGGUUUCUCUUCGCAAGCGGAGUGCGGCGGCGAGAGCGAUUCCUCUGCAUUUCCCCCCACCUCCCCAAUCUCUCCGCGGCCAUGGUGAAGUACUCGAGGGAGCCCACAAACCCUACCAAGUCCGCCAAGGCCAUGGGCCGGGACUUGAGGGUUCACUUUAAGAACACUCGUGAGACAGCUUUUGCAAUUAGGAAGCUGCCGCUGGCAAAGGCUAAAAGAUACCUUGAGGAUGUGAUUGCUCACAAGCAAGCAAUUCCCUUCCGCAGGUUCUGUGGAGGCGUUGGCCGGACUGCACAGGCUAAGUCCCGCCACUCAAAUGGGCAAGGCCGCUGGCCUGUCAAGUCUUGCAGGUUCAUUUUGGAUCUGCUCAAGAAUGCUGAAAGCAAUGCGGAGGUGAAGGGUUUGGAUGUUGAUGCUCUCUACAUUUCGCACGUCCAAGUGAAUCAAGCCCAGAAGCAGAGGCGUCGCACCUAUCGUGCUCACGGCCGCAUCAACCCUUACAUGUCUUCUCCGUGCCACAUUGAAUUAAUUUUGUCGGAGAAGGAAGAGCCAGUUAAGAAAGAGCCGGAGUCGCAGAUUGCGCCCAGGAAGACUAAGAACACUGUUGUGUAAGCAGAAUCUCUUCUUGAGUAGAAAUAUCAGUGAUUGUAGUAAAUUUGAGUUGAAAUUUUGCGAUGGCUGCCCACUCAUUUGUUUCAAUGUUAGAUGGACUUAAGGUCACCUUUUACUUAUCAGCUAGUAUUUUAGUGGAAUUUGUCAGCGUUUUAUUGGAUUAUAUUUCUGGUCUGGAAUGUUUCUUGUCUUUUUAGAGAAUUGAAUGAUUAUUGAGGUGUUACUGGAUUUUUUUUUUUUUUCCUAAGCAAGCAUUUUGAUGUUUCA
This is a messenger RNA of Ananas comosus (pineapple), 939 nucleotides long. RefSeq names its product 60S ribosomal protein L17. The coding region runs from base 142 to 672 and encodes 176 amino acids. The record is from RefSeq and is a predicted model, not a curated record. The transcript has 7 exons. NCBI's taxonomy places the organism in Eukaryota, Viridiplantae, Streptophyta, Magnoliopsida, Poales, Bromeliaceae. Gene Ontology annotation, cellular component: cytosolic large ribosomal subunit; ribosome. Gene Ontology annotation, biological process: cytoplasmic translation. Gene Ontology annotation, molecular function: structural constituent of ribosome.